This is a messenger RNA of Lithohypha guttulata, 645 nucleotides long. RefSeq lists its product as uncharacterized. Gene Ontology annotation, molecular function: protein binding. NCBI's taxonomy places the organism in Eukaryota, Fungi, Ascomycota, Eurotiomycetes, Chaetothyriales, Trichomeriaceae. The transcript has a single exon. The record is from RefSeq and is a predicted model, not a curated record. The coding region runs from base 1 to 645 and encodes 214 amino acids.
AUGGCAGAGCACAAUCCAUUCCUACUGGCUGCGAACACACCAGACCUUGAUGCACGUCUUCUUCCACUGCUUCGGUCAAAACCAGAGUUAGCGUCCGCUCAGGAUUCUUACGGGUACAGCUUGUUGCACGCGGCAGCGUCUUACAAUCACAUUGAUCUGUUACGCGCACUGGUGAAUGAGUUUCAUGUCGACGUGAACCUACGAGAUGAGGACGACGAAACAUGCUUGUUUGUGGCCGAGAGUGUCGAGGUCGCAAGAUGUCUUGUUGAGGAACUGAAUGUGGACACUGCAGCACAGAACGAAGACGGACAGACCGCAAGGGAAAAGAUAGAAUCAGAAGAUGAUUAUCCAGAAGUGGCAGCAUAUCUUAGUCAAGGCAGUUCAGCAAUAAGGGAGGUCUCUCAGAACGCUCAUCCACCACCACUACCCCCAAAUGUGAGGCUCAACAUAGGAAGUCAAAUACCGGAGGAGGAAGCAAAUGCACAGGAGCCAGACCCGGAAUUUCGGAGAAGAAUAGAGGAGUUGGCCUCCAGAGAAAACUUCCACACCGAGGAAGGUCAGCGGGAGCUGCGGGACUUGAUUACUGAUGCUGUGAGGGAUGUCAGUAACGAUGGGCAGGCAAGCCAGAGAAGAAGGGUAGGUUGA